UGCCGCAAGCCCUCAUGUUCUCAGUGCAACGAUGGAGCGCUAGACGCUGCAACGAUUCACGUCGAUUGCUACAACUUAUUUCGGCAGCGUUGCAAAGCCGGCGAUUCGCUACAUCGACUGUGGUUGACGGCGGCGUGGAGAAGACCGUGGCACGGGGCUCCGUCCUUUCGAUUGGCCCCUGAUGCUGAUGCAAACAAGACGAUGCAGCUUGCUGCGACAGCCUGUUCCCUACCCCAGUUGACGGCCUUGCCAGCAGAGAUAUUGCAUAUAAUAGGGGCAUAUGCUCAGCCGAGCCCUCUUAGCCGCUAUCGUACUGUUAUUGACCUGGCUGCUGAUUGGGACGGCCGGGCCCUGAGCUGGCAGCCAUCACUACCACUCUCCAGAAUCGUCUCGUGGGAACGAGAUAGCAAUGCCGUGGUGGAAUCCGGCCUUGUUCCAAUUGUCAGGAUUACGAUUGACUGCUGGGGGCUGAAACGAAUCGAGAAGCUGGCAGACUAUCCCCCAUUUGCCGGUAAACGAUCGGACACGGAAGUUUACAUCGUACAGAGGCAGGAUCGGUUAGGAGACGUGAUGGUACAAUUUCAAUCGGGCCUGGCUCGUUUGCAAGUACCAAAGGAGGCGGCCGAUCUGCAACUCUGGGACACGCCUGCGCCGCCUCCUUUACAAAGUCUUCGAAACAUGCCAAAGAUGACAGGCACCGUCCAAGUCGCCACCAUUGAUCUCAAAAAAGUGCAUGGCCUUACUUUCUUCGUAGCAAAUGGAUCCACCCUCGCCAUACACGGCCAUACACGCAGACGUCCUCAUCCCGAUGCCACGUUUAAUCGACUUUCACGCCAACGUCAACGCCACACUGCUUGGGUCUACGUUCCAUUCCCUCCAAAAGACCGGCUCACGCAUUUUGGAAUUCGUGCUCCACACAGAUUCACGAAAUCUCCCUGGGCUUUCCGCUUCGAAUUGGCCGGAGACGUCAUGGCCGGGCCCCGUUUUCUAGGACCAACGCAAGAUUUCACGUGGCCUGUAAAAGAACAGCUGCUGCUCGUCUUCAACGUGGCAGAACCUGCGGCCAUCUCGGCCAUGAGUGCCUAUCCCAACCAAGAUAGUGACGUCAAACCGUUUGCCCGGCUCGACAAGCCCCCUUUCCAGGAGGCGUGUUUCUCGUCUGCUCCCCUGGAGGACGUAGCCCUCGUACACAUAUAUUCAGACGCCGAAACUGGCCUCUGCCGGGGACUUCUCGCAGAGUACCACCACGGUUCCCAGCGUGCCCUCGGCGAAUGCCGGGUU
Messenger RNA from Trichoderma atroviride IMI 206040, 1281 nucleotides. The record is from RefSeq and is a predicted model, not a curated record. Lineage: Eukaryota; Fungi; Ascomycota; Sordariomycetes; Hypocreales; Hypocreaceae.